This is a messenger RNA of Juglans regia (Persian walnut), 435 nucleotides long. RefSeq lists its product as uncharacterized. Bases 1 to 435 code for a protein of 144 amino acids. Lineage: Eukaryota; Viridiplantae; Streptophyta; Magnoliopsida; Fagales; Juglandaceae. The transcript has a single exon. The record is from RefSeq and is a predicted model, not a curated record.
AUGGGCAUCAGCCCUGACCGCCUGCACUUGCAUCUGGUCGCAAUGCCAUUGAAGGGAUUCAUCGGAGACGUGAUCCAACCGGUCGGUGCAAUUACCCUGUCUGUUCUGGCUGAGAAAGCACCCAGACAACUUAAAGGCUAUAAUGUCAACUUCCAAGUGGUAAACGCUUUGUCAUCAUACAACACGAUAUUGGGACGACCAACCUUGAACAACUUAAAGGUGAUAAUGUCAACUUAUCACCUGAAAAUGAAGUUCCCCACCAGUGUAGGGGUCGGUGAAAUUAAGGGCGAACAAGUGCUCACCCGAGAUUGCUACGCACAAGAGCUGAAGACUGACGAGAAUGACGUGAGGACACUCAAGGAGCUUACCUUUGUCCCUAAACCACCACUACCUUCCAGAUUGGCUGAGCAGGAUGAGGAGACCUGGGACGAGUAG